Messenger RNA from Pelagomonas calceolata, 692 nucleotides. The record is from the annotation of a GenBank genome assembly. Lineage: Eukaryota; Pelagophyceae; Pelagomonadales; Pelagomonadaceae.
CGCUCGGUCAACUCUAGAGAUGACGACAAUGGUUGGACGCUUCUUCAUUGGACCGCGGCGCGCCCCCGGUCGCCGGAACAGGUCGAGUUCGCACGCUACCUCAUAUCACAAGGCGUCCGGGUCGACGCAAAAGCCAGCGAGGGAUCGACCGCGCUCCAUUGUGCCUGUGGAGGUAUUCCUGGCAAAUACACGGCAGCCAUGGUUUCUUUGCUCGUCGCCGCCGGGGUUGCCGCGGCAAACAUGGAAGAUCACGCCAACCGGACACCCCUCUUUUCUAUUUUUUACCCUCAUGAGUCAAUCAUUGAUAUAGUUACAACGUUGCUCAGGGCGGGCGCGUCGCUGGACAGUGGCCCGGUCCCCUUUCUUGGAACGACUAAGGUCAGUCGGCAGUUCGAAGAGCUUCUGAAUCACAUUGACAUUUAUCCCGAUCUAAGAGCACGCGUCGGUGCGGUCAGAACGCUUGUCGCGAGCGUGCGCGCGGCCGGCAGCUGGAAGGCCCAUUGCACACUGCCUCACAAGCAGGUCCUGCGGCUCCGCUCCCUCGUCGCGCGCGGCCGGACGCGGGAGCGCCUCGCGACCACGCGGGCGAUCCGAUUCAUCGUCCGCCAGGGGGACAACGGCAUCGUCUGGAACAUCCUCUCGUUUUGGCGCGCGACUGAUUAGAGCCUCGCAGUAAUGAUAAGCAGGAAAUG